This is a messenger RNA of Condylura cristata (star-nosed mole), 360 nucleotides long. RefSeq names its product interleukin 9 (gene IL9). Gene Ontology annotation, cellular component: extracellular region. Gene Ontology annotation, molecular function: growth factor activity; cytokine receptor binding. The record is from RefSeq and is a predicted model, not a curated record. Gene Ontology annotation, biological process: immune response. Lineage: Eukaryota; Metazoa; Chordata; Mammalia; Eulipotyphla; Talpidae. The coding region runs from base 1 to 360 and encodes 119 amino acids. The transcript has 3 exons.
AUGCUCCUUGCUGUGGUCAUAGCUUCUGCCCUGCUCCUCUGCUCUGUAACCAGUCAGAAAUGCUCAACCUUCGAGGACAUUUUAAACAUAAAGUCCCUCAUGAAUGAAGCACAGGACAAUUGCACCACCCCAUGCUUCCAGGAGGGCCUAUCACAGAUGAUCAAUGCCACAGAGAAAACCAGCAGCUCCUUCUUGAUUUUACAUAAGGUCAAAAGGACCAUAAUGAAUUUAAAGUACAACAAAUGUCAAUUUUUUUCCUGUGAUGAGCCAUGCAAACAAGCCUCAACAGGCAACACGCUGACUUUCCUGAAGAGACUCUUGGAAGUUUUCCAGAAACAAUGGGUCAAAGGCAAAAUAUGA